Molecule: messenger RNA, 1209 nt
Organism: Penicillium subrubescens
Lineage: Eukaryota; Fungi; Ascomycota; Eurotiomycetes; Eurotiales; Aspergillaceae
Product: gibberellin 3-beta hydroxylase
Exons: 4
Coding region: 1-1209 (402 amino acids)
Molecular function (GO): dioxygenase activity
Source: RefSeq, a predicted model, not a curated record
AUGGCACCUGCCACCCCCUUCAAUCCACCCUCAGCAGACCUCGCUGGCAAGCCCGUUGUCCCGCAAUGGGUUCCUCCCCCGGUCACACAAGAGAAGCACAACUUUGCUCAACUGAAGUCUAUUGACCUUUCCUUGCUGGACUCGGAAGACCCUGCAGUUGUCAAUCACCUUAUUCAACAAGUCAAGACUGCUAUCAGGGAUGAUGGUUUCCUGUUCUUGGAAAAUUAUGGCGUUUCGCUAGAGCAGCUCCACCGCCAGUUCUCCCUUGCUCAAUAUUUAUACAACAACAUCAGUGAUGAGGACAAACAGCGCCUCCUAUUUGAGCCUGACAGUGGUAAAUGGUCGGGAUACAAGCAUCCAUAUGGCUUCAAGCGCCAACGUGGACCUGCCGAUGGCAUCGAACAGUUCAACUGGUAUACAGCCGACUGGCAAGACACCAAAAACCGCGUUCCUACCUGUCUACACCCCUUCAUGGACGAGAUCGAAGCAUUUGCCAACUACCUCACCAAAUCCGUGAACCGGCGACUACUCACUCUAUUUUCUCGCGUUCUCGAGCUACCAGACGAUUACCUUUGGGACAACGUUCAGUCACACGGCAGCCCCACUGGCGAAGGCUAUUUCCGUCACGCUCUGUUCCGGCCGGUGAAGAAGGAGACCCAAGAGGCAUCCAAGGGUCUCCGAAUGCACGGCCACACAGACUUUGGGCUGACUACACUUCUAUUCUCUGUUCCCAUUUCUUGCUUGCAAAUUUGGGGCCGUGAUGAGCAGUGGUAUUACGUACCAUACAAGCCUGGCGCACUGGUGAUCAACAUUGGCGAUACUUUAGAGAUUGUCUCGGGUGGUCACUUCAAGGCUACUCGUCAUCGAGUCUUCAAGCCGCCAGUCGACCAGUUGAACGAGGAGCGUCUGUCCCUCGUACUUUUCAACAGCUCUGUUGGUGAUUUGCGAAUGGCACCGGCCAUCGAAUCACCACUCAUCCAACGGGAGGGUUGCGUCGAAGAACAGGGUGUCUACAAGGAGUUUAAGCGGCUCACCGACGAAGGACGCCUUGUCCCAACCAAUAAACAAUGGCGAGAGAUUCAGAUUGCUACAUGCACAGAUCCUACAGAUACUGUGAAUAACCGUGUUGGUGCACACCAAACCAUCGUCGAUGGCAAGAUCAUGCACCAGCGAGAGUAUAUGGGCGUCAAGGUUGUUCUUCCUGUCUAG